GGAACUGAUCCGUCAGCGUCGUGCGUGCGACGAACUAAUGGGGGGAGUCGGUGUGCGAGUUACUGGCUCUGAACGACGCUGACAGAGUUUCUCUACGUGUCGCGCUUCCCGGUAAAUCAGCCUUACUUAGCUAUACGCUUGGCUUAAUACUUAGUUGGCCUGCAAGUGCAAACGAAGCGAAGUAGCGCCGGCGGCGGCGUCGCAAUCAUCAUUGCCGCGGCAAUGAGCUCUCGGGAUGUUCUAAAAAGUGCUGCAACAUCGGCAUCGUACAAUGUCCUCCUUCAGGUGGUGUUCCGCGUGCUGACCUUCCUGCUGAAUGCGUUCACCCUCCGCUUUGUCUCCAAGGAGCUCCUCGGAGUCGUGAACGUGAGGUUGACUCUGCUCUACUCAACAGUAGUGUUCUUGUCCAGGGAGGCAUUCCGGAGGGCCUGUCUGAGCGGUGGAACAGAGCAGAACUGGAGACAGAUCAUCAAUCUGCUCUGGCUGACGUUGCCACUCGGCUCACUGUGGGCAUUCGCUCUGGGCUCUGUGUGGCUGUGGCUUCUCGAGGCUCCCGAUUCCCACUCCGUUCCUCAUUAUGCCCCGGCUGUGGGGCUUUUUGGCCUGGCGGCGCUGCAGGAGCUUCUGGCGGAGCCUCUCUGGGUUCUGGCUCAGGCUCACAUGUUUGUCCGGCUCAAGGUGGUUGCUGAGAGCUUGGCCAUGGUGGCCAGGUGUGCGCUGACUGCCGUACUGCUGCUCUCUGCUCCACAGCUCGGGCUCUACAUUUUCUGCGCCGCACAGCUGGUGUACACCGGAACGCUGGUACUCUGCUAUGCUGUUUAUUUUCUGCACUUCCUGGGCUCUGCAGAAGCGAAGAGGAUGUGCUUCCCCCUGCACAGGGCUGGGGAAUUGCUGCCUUCCACUUUGAAUGGAGAGCCAGCAGUAAACCAGAAGCUGGCUAGACUCACAUGGAGCUUCUUCAAGCAGUCUUUCCUGAAGCAGAUCCUUACAGAGGGUGAGCGCUAUGUGAUGACCUUCUUGAAUGUGCUGAGCUUUGGAGACCAAGGGGUUUACGACAUUGUGAACAACCUGGGCUCCAUGGUGGCCCGUUUUGUCUUUCUUCCCAUCGAGGAGAGCUUCUACAUUUUCUUCGCCAAGGUGCUGGAGCGGGGACAGAAAGUGAGGGACCAGAGGCAGGACAAUGUUGCCAUGGCAGCAGAGGUGUUGGAGUGCCUUCUAAAACUGGUGCUUGUCAUCGGCUUGAUCAUCACUGUAUUUGGGUACAGCUACUCUGACCUGGCUCUGGACAUCUAUGGCGGCUCUCUGCUGAGCAGCGGCACAGGUCCAAGUUUACUACGUUGCUACAGUUUCUACGUUCUCCUGCUGGCGGUAAAUGGGGUCACAGAGUGCUUCACGUUCGCUGCCAUGAGCAAAGAAGAGGUGGAGCGGUACAAUGUGGCGAUGCUGGCACUGUCUGUGUCCUUCCUCGUCUUGUCCUACUUCCUGACGUGGUGGCAGGGCAGCGUGGGCUUUGUUCUGGCCAACUGCCUCAACAUGGCGCUGCGUAUCGUCCACAGCCUGCUCUACAUCCGCCGCUACUUCGAGGGGAGCCCUUGGGCACCGCUCAAUGGCCUGCUCCCAUCGCCGCUCCUGCUGUUUGCCCUGGGGCUCAGCGGUGUCAUCAGCUGCCUCUCGGAGGCAACGUUCUGCUGUGACAGGGGCUGGCUGUUCCGGCUCGUGCACGUCGCUGUGGGGGCGGGCUGCCUGCUGGGGGUUCUCGCCUCCGUCCUCCUCUCAGAGACUCGGCUUGUCCGCUUCCUCCACGCCCAGCUGCUGUCCCGCUACACCAAGAAGGAGACGUAGGGGAGACGGGCAUAGCUGGCGGUGGCAGGCAUCGAUGAAAAGAGUGGCACAAAGGGCCUUCGAACGGAACUCGUCACUCGUCGACGUAUCUGGGUUUCGUACGCUCAUCUCGAGUCUGGAUGUGGGCAUAGUAUAAGGUCGCCUUUGCAAAUCUCCGGUAUUCAUGUUAAUAGUUGGAGAAGUAUAGCUGCCAGGAGUAUAUGUAAGUCAAUGAAUUCACCGGUCUGUGUACAGUUUUCUUGAGAAAUAACAUUUUAUAUGCAGUCUUUUUCAGGGUGUGUUCCGUCUUCUUGCGAUGUUUUGGCACAGUGCACAAUGUGCAAAAAGAUAUGGGAGAUGAGAGUGCUGAGGGUUACCUCUCGCUACUUGAUUUGAGACCCAAUAUGCACAUAACUGUACAUAUGAAGCACUUAAGAGACUAAACUGUAUUGUACUGAGGCGGAGUCCACUGAACACCUGUACUAAUAAUGUUACAGGAAAAGUUUUAUAUUUUGCGAAUUAUGACAUCCCGGAAAACUUGAUACUUAGACCAAGAAUUUAUUAUAGUCUACAUAUCUUGCCUCAUCAAUAAAUGAAAAUUGGUUACAUUAUGAUUUUCGAACCAGGUCCAAAAACUGAAAAGGUAGGUGAAGUAUCCAAGGAUGGUACUCAAGUAAAAAUACUCUUACCUUAAAAGAAAUAACUAGUAAAAGUACUCAUCCAAACAUUUACUUGAAUAAAGGCAUCAGGUCAAAAAAGUACUUGUACUAAACUGACUUUGAUUCAAAUGAAGCUUUUAAUGUUAUGAACCACUAGCAAUGUUAAGUUACUGUAAGUAUACGUUCUGCUUUUUUUCAAAUAAUUAAAUCUGCUGGGCAAAUAACAUCAGAUGCUGUCAAUUAGACUAAUCAAAUACAAAAGACCACAAUCUGCUACGUAUUAUUGUUAAUCCUGAUUUUUCUGCUUCCUCUGUCUGCGUGACUUAGAAUUUUAGGUUUCUAUACUUGGCGAAUUACAGUGAAUGACCCAUUUAUAUGUUAUGGAUUAACCUUAUUAGAUCAAAUCAGUGUACCUUGAUCAGCUGAUCCCAAGUCAUGUCCUUUGCAAAUGUAUAUACUGCACGGUAAUUAACAUUAAUAAGUGCACCAACGUUCCUUUAGCGCUUCUAUGCAGACGCUGCUGUUAUGGUGGCCUUGCAGCUUGAAGGUCUCAGGUUCGAAUCCCACUACUGCUGGAUCCCCCUGCUGAGUUACCCUGGGAAGGUAACAGUGAAGGUAUCCUGCUGUGUAAAUGGCUACAUCAUUGUAAAUUGGGUAUGGAACACUUAAGGGCCCAGAGCUGCGGCACAAACUGCAAUCGCUCAGUAGGGGGCGCUUCACUGCUGCACAUCGUUUUUGGUGGGAAAGUAAAGGACGUUUCCUCUUCAGCCAAUGCAGAUGAUUUUGCCUGCCUUUAGAAAGCAAUGUAGUUUAAAACACACUCCUUUCACUUAUUUUUAUACCACCUAGAGAGACAUUUGUCUAAAUUCUGUUCACCUUAAACUGAAAUACCUCGUGAGUCUCCUGCAUUUUGCAGCGGUUAUUGCUUACUGUACACAUUCAUUUUCAGGGUUUUGCUGACAUAUAAAACAAGCAUGUGAUACAAUGUGGCUACAGAAAACGGUACUCUAAGCCCUUUUUCUGGGCUGAAUUCACUAUCAUUGCAUAGAUAAAAUUCCUAUUUGUUUAUUAAAUACAGGUUGAAUUAAGUCGGUCCUUAAAAAUUGCAGCACAUAUUAAAAUACAAGAUAAUAGCAGUAUAAACCACAGCCAAGGUUUUUUACUGUCACAGUUAACUUCUGCUUCGGACAUAGCAAAACACCUAAAAACUAAACUUGAACAUUUCUAC
Scleropages formosus (Asian bonytongue) is the source of this 3708-nucleotide messenger RNA. RefSeq names its product RFT1 homolog (gene rft1). Lineage: Eukaryota; Metazoa; Chordata; Actinopteri; Osteoglossiformes; Osteoglossidae. Gene Ontology annotation, cellular component: endoplasmic reticulum membrane. The record is from RefSeq and is a predicted model, not a curated record. The transcript is spliced from 13 exons. Gene Ontology annotation, biological process: dolichol-linked oligosaccharide biosynthetic process; glycolipid translocation. Bases 223 to 1842 code for a protein of 539 amino acids.